AUGGGCUGGGUUUUGCCGACCAGCGUGUCCGAAAGCAACGCUGUGACGGUGUACUUCCAGCUGAACGAGGAUGGCACUGUCUGGUGUGUGGCCAAGGAAGACGCAGGACUGGGCACUACGACGCCCACCUCAGGGGAGAUUCUCCUGAACUCGAACGUGGAUUCCUGGGGCACCCAAACCGUGGAAGCCGCCUUGAGCUAUAAGGCAUCCAUCAAGCUGGACGGGCUCAGGGAGGGAACGACCUACGACGUCUACUGCUUCGCCGAGGACACCGCUGGGAAUUUCCUGGACGGCACGCCGGCCUACGCGGCAGAUCCAGGCAAGAUCACGGCCACCAAGCUGAGCGUCACCACCUUGUCGGUCUUCAUCGCAUCCCGGCUCCUGGUGACCGCCCCGAGCGCCGCCCAGUGA
Effrenium voratum is the source of this 411-nucleotide messenger RNA. NCBI's taxonomy places the organism in Eukaryota, Dinophyceae, Suessiales, Symbiodiniaceae. The record is from the annotation of a GenBank genome assembly.